AUGGACGCGAUCAAUCAGAUAGAACUUACCCUCCCAAUCGACCAAAUCAAGCCCGUGCUCUCCGCCCUCAUCCUCUCGAUCCUCUUCCAGCGCACCCUGGACCCGUCCGAGCCGCAGACGAUAGAGGUCCUGGGUCGACAUGUGGCCAUACCUGGUACGACCGGCACGGGUGCUGCAGGGGUAGAGGGGGAGGUAAGCGGGAGGGUGGAGGAGUUUAUGGGGAGGUAUUAUGCUAGUGGGAGGCAGGAGAGCGGGCAGAUCGCGGUGAUUUUUACGCAGAAGAAAUCUAGGAAGGGUUGGUUUGGGAUAACAGAGGAGAUCGUCCCGUGGGAAGCCCACUUUAUAACCAUCCAUCCCGACUCUACAGCGCGCCAUUCCGCCCGAUCUCCAAAUUCAGCGGCUACGUCAGGCCUGUACGACGCAUUGAUGCGGACCAUCACGUUCUGCGCGGCCCGGGCGGACGCUAUGCCGUCUGCUACGCCCGGAGAGGCUGAUCGGCUCGCUCAUCAGAUCAUAGUAUCCCCUCCACCCCCAUCAGACCUCUUCGCCCCCUCCCCACCGACCGCCCGAUCCCCGCUCACUCCGCGCGUCCCACUCGCCCUCCCCGCCGCUCUGACACUGGGCACCGCAUCCUCCUCCCCUUCUUCCAGAGCUCGGCGGGGGAGCUCGCCCGGGCGCGCGCCGGGUAAUGAGCAGAGGGAAGUCCAGGUGGGGUAUUUGGAGCAGGCGAAGGAUGUGUUACGGGCGACGGGGGCGAGGGCGGGUGCUGUUGCUGGAUGGACGGCGGGAAGGGGAAGGGGGACUUGA
Molecule: messenger RNA, 807 nt
Organism: Dioszegia hungarica
Lineage: Eukaryota; Fungi; Basidiomycota; Tremellomycetes; Tremellales; Bulleribasidiaceae
Exons: 5
Coding region: 1-807 (268 amino acids)
Biological process (GO): autophagy; autophagosome assembly
Cellular component (GO): phagophore assembly site
Source: RefSeq, a predicted model, not a curated record